This is a messenger RNA of Oncorhynchus kisutch (coho salmon), 5996 nucleotides long. RefSeq lists its product as uncharacterized. The transcript has 4 exons. Gene Ontology annotation, cellular component: extracellular region. Gene Ontology annotation, molecular function: A2-type glycerophospholipase activity; calcium ion binding. The record is from RefSeq and is a predicted model, not a curated record. Gene Ontology annotation, biological process: cholesterol homeostasis; triglyceride homeostasis; phospholipid metabolic process. The coding region runs from base 269 to 2194 and encodes 641 amino acids. NCBI's taxonomy places the organism in Eukaryota, Metazoa, Chordata, Actinopteri, Salmoniformes, Salmonidae.
GCCUCAGUCAGUACUCUGAGUCUAUUGAUCCUAAGUGCCUCUCGUUCUCACACCUUGUCAACAACAGUCACCCUGGUCCUCUCCUGUCCAGCUGUCCCAGACCUCCAGCGGAGUGUGGACGUCUUUCUCUGCCUACCAACACCCCCCCCCCCCCUUCUGCUUCGACUCCGUCUGCCUGGAUCCAAAUGUGGAUGUCUUCCUCUUAGACCUACCCGUCUAGACCCCCCCCCCCCUGUGCUGUGACUUCCUCUCUAUCUGUCUCGCCACCAUGCUGCUGCGCACCUCAGACUUCCUCCUGCUCUCUCUCUGCCUCUCCUGGGGGAUGUCUGCUUCUCUGGUCAGGAACAUCACUCCUGAAGAGGAAGUCCCAGAGGCAGAAACCAUGUUCGGGGAUGACACCGUUGCUGCUGCUACCGAGGGUGAUACAGAGGGUGAUACCAGGGGUGACACUGUUGCUGCUGCUACCGAGGGUGAUACCGGGGGUGACACUGUUGCUGCUGCUACCAAGGGUGAUACCGUUGCUGCUGCUACCGAGGGUGACACUGUUGCUGCUGCUACCGAGGGUGAUACCGGGGGUGACACUGUUGCUGCUGCUACCAAGGGUGAUACCGUUGCUGCUGCUACCGAGGGUGACACCGUUGUUGCUGCUGCUGCUACCGAGGGUGACACUGUUGCUGCUGCUGCUGCUACCGAGGGUGACACCAUUGCUGCUGCUGCUACCGAGGGUGACACUGUUGCUGCUGGUGCUGCUACCGAGGGUGACACCAUUGCUGCUGCUGCUACCGAGGGUGACACCAUUGCUGCUGCUGCUGCUACCGAGGGUGACACCGUUGCUGCUGCUACUGAGGGUGACACUGUGGGGGCAGAUAGCCUGGUUGUUGAUGAUACGCCUACCGCUGUAGAUAUCAGGGUGGAGGGUGACACUGUGGGGGCAGAUAGCCUGGUUGUUGAUGAUACGCCUACCGCUGUAGAUAUCAGGGUGGAGGGUGAUACCGUGGGGGUAGAUAGCCUGGUUGUUGAUGAUUCACCUACCGCUGUAGAUAUCAGGGUGGAGGGUGAUACCGUGGUGGCAGAUAGCCUGGUUGUUGAUGAUACGCCUACCGCUGUAGAUAUCAGGGUGGAGGGUGAUACCGUGGGGGUAGAUAGCCUGGUUGUUGAUGAUACACCUACUGCUGUAGAUAUCAGGGUGGAGGGUGAUACCGUGGGGGUAGAUAGCCUGGUUGUUGAUGAUACGCCUGCAGUGGAGGAACCUGUAGAAGACACCCCAGUGGCUGAAGACCUGGUGGCCGACAAGCCUGUUGCAGAUACCAUUGUAGCUGGGGCAUUUGUAGUCAAGGAAGCAGUUGCGGACUCCCCUGUUGCUGAUGAUCCGCUAGUAAACGCCCCUGUCAUGGCAGAUGAAGCCCCAGACACAGAGGCCCUCAUGGCGGACAUGCCAGUGGUGGAAGACCCUGCUUACAUGGAUCCGGAGACCCUUGUUAAAGAGGCCCUGAUAACAGAAGCCAUGAUUAAAGAGUUGUCUGCCCAGGUGGAGGAGGAAGACCUCGCUAAAGAGACUGAGAUUCAGGACACCAUCUUGAAAGAUUUGGCUGACCAGGAGGAACUAGAAAAAGCGACAGAGGCCAUUGAAGAGGCAGCAGAGGCAGAGGCAGAAGCUCCAGCGGAGGAUACAGCCAGCCCUGUGGUACCUGUCGUCGAAGCCCAGGAAGAGGACUCUGACUGGGGCUUGGUUUCCAUCAAAGAGAGCCUCCAGACAGCCAAUGGAUACUUUGACUCCCUGGUGGAAUUGAUGGGGGGACGCAACGGAUUGUGUCAGUACAAAUGCAAAUACGGUAAGACACCUGUGCAUCGCAUUGGUUAUGUGAUCCCAGAGCCCAAUGGUUGCAGCUCCGACCUUCUAGGAUUCCAGUUUGACAUGGGCAUCCCAGCCAUGACUCAGUGCUGUAACCAGCUGGACAGUUGCUAUGACACCUGCGGCUCCGACAAAAACCGCUGUGACUCCAAGUACCGCUUGUGUCUCCACGCUAUCUGCUCUGACCUGAAGAAGAGCCUGGGGCUUGUGUCAAAGGUCAAAGCCUGUGAGACCGUAGCAGAUACUCUGUACAACACAGUGUGGACGCUGGGCUGCAGAUCCUUCAUGAACAGCCAGAGGGAAGCAUGUCACUGUGAGGGAGAGGAGAGGGACGAGCUGUAGAGGACCAGGCAGGAAACUACACAACACCUCCCAGCCCUAGACCAAACUGGGGCACUACACUACUCAACACGCGAGAAAGCCGGGAGGAGAGGGACGAGCUGUAGAGGACAGGCUGGGACACUACACUACCCAGCACUACACUACACAACACUACCCAGCACUAGACCAACCUGGGACACUACACAACACUACCCAGCACUACACUACACAACACUACCCAGCACUAGACCAAAGUGGGAAACUACACUACCCAGCACUAGACCAAAAUGGGACACUACACUACACUACCCAGCACUAGACCAACCUGGGACACUACACUACACUACACUACACUACCCAGCACUAGACCAAAAAUGGGACACUACACUACACUACCCAGCACUAGAUCAACCUGGGACACUACACUACCCAGCACUAGAUCAACCUGGGACACUACACUACACUACCCAGCACUAGAUCAACCUGGGACACUACACUACCCAGCACUAGACCAACCUUGGACACUACACUACCCAGCACUAGACCAACCUGGGACACUACACUACCCAGCACUAGACCAACCUUGGACACUACACUACCCAGCACUAGACCAACCUUGGACACUACACUACCCAGCACUAGAUCAACCUGGGACACUACACUACACUACCCAGCACUAGACCAACCUGGGACACUACACUACCCAGCACUAGAUCAACCUGGGACACUACACUACACUACCCAGCACUAGAUCAACCUGGGACACUACACUACACUACACUACCCAGCACUAGACCAACCUGGGACACUACACUACCCAGCACUAGAUCAACCUGGGACACUACACUACCCAGCACUAGACCAACCUUGGACACUACACUACCCAGCACUAGAUCAACCUGGGACACUACACUACACUACCCAGCACUAGACCAACCUGGGACACUACACUACCCAGCACUAGAUCAACCUGGGACACUACACUACCCAGCACUAGACCAACCUGGGACACUACACUACCCAGCACUAGACCAACCUGGGACACUACACUACACUACCCAGCACUAGACCAACCUGGGACACUAUACUACACUACCCAGCACUAGAUCAACCUUGGACACUACACUACCCAGCACUAGACCAACCUGGGACACUACACUACCCAGCACUAGACCAACCUUGGACACUGCACUAGACAAACCUGGGACACUACACUACACUACCCAGCACUAGACCAACCUUGGACACUACACCAGAUCAACCUGGGACACUACACUACACUACCCAGCACUAGACCAAGCUUGGACACUACACUACCCAGCACUAGACCAACCUGGGACACUACACUACCCAGCACUAGACCAACCUAGGACACUACACUCACUACCCAGCACUAGACCAACCUGGGAAACUACACUACCCAGCACUAGACCAACCUAGGACACUACAGUACACUACCCAGCACUAGACUAACCUGGGACACUACACUACCCAGCACUAGACCAACCUAGGACACUACAGUACACUACCCAGCACUAGACCAACCUGGGAAGAGAGGGACUAGCUGUAGAGGACCAACCUGGGAAGAGAGGGACUAGCUGUAGAGGAUCAACCUGGAAAGAGAGGGACGAGCUGUAGAGGACCAACCUGGGAAGAGAGGGACUAGCUGUAGAGGAUCAACCUGGGAAGAGAGGGACUAGCUGUAGAGGAUCAACCUGGGAAGAGAGGGACGAGCUGUAGAGGACCAACCUGGGAAGCGAGGGACGAGCUGUAGAGGACAUGCAUGUACAUAGAACAAUAUCCUCUUGCAAGAAUCAUCAAUGGAAAGAAGAAGCCAACAGUCACUUGCAUCAAAAUGAAGGGGAAAAAAAUGAACAAGCACUCACUUGAUUCAGUUGAAAUUCAAGUCAACAUGGAUUCACACUAGAUAGCCACUCCUAUUUGUCAUAUCUUUAAUCUGAGUCUGGAGGACAAAUAAUUGUCCUUAGAACUGGAGGGAAACCAAAGUAAUUCCGGUACCCAAGAAUGGAAAAGCACCCUUUACUGGUUCUAACAGCUGACCAAUCAGCUUGCUGCCGACUCUUAGCAAUCUUAAUUUUAAAAAAUUGUGAUUGACCAGAAACAAUGCUAUUUCUCUGUAAACAAAUUAACAACAGACUUUCAGCAUGCUUAUAGAGAAGGGCACUCAACAUGUACAGUACUGCACUGACACAAAUGACUGAUGAUUGGUUGAAAGAAAAGGAAAAAAAGAUAUGUAUAACAAGAAAAUUGUGGGAGCUGUAUUGUUAGAUUUCAGUGCAGCCUUUGAUAUUAUUGACCAUGUCUUGUUAUUGAAAAAACGUAUGUGGCAGAGGCUUUUCAACCUCUGCCAUAUCAUGGAUUCAGAGUGAUCAAUCUAAUAGAACACAAAGGGUUUUCUUUAAUGGAAGCUUCUCUAAUGUCAAAAAUGUAAAGUGUGGUGUACCACAGGGCAGCUCUCUAGGCCCUCUACUCUUUUCUAUUUUUUUUUUACUAAUCAAUCAAAUGUAUUUAUAAAGCCCUUUUUACAUCAACAGAUGUCAGAAAGUGCUAUACAGAAACCCAGACUAAAUGACUGACCACGAGUCUUAAGUAAAGCAUGUGUGUCUAUGUAUGCUGAUGAUUCAACAUUAUACAUGUCAGCAACCAUGGCUAAUGAAAUUACUGCAACACUUAACAAAGAGUUGCAGUCAGUUUUAGAAUGGGUGGCCAGUAAUACAUUAGUCCUGAGUAUCUCUACAACUAAAAGCAUUGUAUUUGGUACAAAUUAUUCCCUAAAUUCAAAACCUCAGCUGAGUCUGAUAAUGAAUCAAUUGGCUGUUGAUCAAGAUGAGGAGACUAAAUUCCUUGGCAUUACCUUGGAUUGUAAACUGUCAUGGUCAAAACCUAUUCAUUCAAUGGUUGUAAAGACGGGGAGAGGUCUGUCCUUGAUUUAAACCUAGAUUCAGUCAGAUCAAUCGUUAACCAACGAUAGCAGACCCCUGCAUAGCGGCUGUUAUGGCAGUAUCUGAGGUGGAACUGCGUUGGAGCUGUCAAAUCGAUGAGCAGUUGCACAUGCGAUCAUUGUCAUGAAGCAACACCCGCUUCACUAGAAGCCACACCCUCCCCACUAGAAGCCACACCCUCCUCACUCGAAGCCACACCCUCCUCACUUGCGUUAGAAUGUGUAGGCUACAAAUAAUUAUGCAUUAAACAAAAUAAUAAGGAUUUCUAUUAUCAAGGUGUAGAUUACAUAUCACAUUGCAGUGUUCCCACUUGUUAACAAAUCUGCAUUGCCAAUGGCAAUGUCCGCUUUAGUUAUAAUGCCGGGAGCCACUUGUGGAUUUAACAGCUCAGUUCCACCUCGGGCACCAUCAAAAUAACCGUUAUGAAGAUGUUGAGUAGAGCCCAAAGAGGUGUUGAACCUACCAAAUUGUUUACGUAGUCAAAGACACAGCUCUGACACACACACUUAUCACACCAGACAUGCCACCAGGGGUCUUUUCACAGUCCCCAAAUCCCCAAUGAAUUCAAGAAAACGUACAGUAUUAUAUAGAGCCAGGAUUGGAAAUGGAAAUCCCUUUCAUCUCAGAUUGCUCAAGUGAACAGCAAACCUGGCUUUAAGAAACACAAUGCCUCUCCCCUAUUUAACCUAAAUAUGCGUAUGUACUGAUAGAUGCUACUGAAUUUAUAUGUAAUAUAUGAAAAUGAUAAAUGUAGGACUAGAAUAAUUGGUCUCUCUGUGUUUUUUUCCUCAGUAUUGAGUCAGUACAGAACAUUUUAGUUAUAUUGUUCUUGUUUUAAAUGCAUGUAGUUCUGUCCUUGA